CAGAAGGAUAAUACAUUUUUGUCAAAUUGACAUAUAUUAUUAGGCUGUCAAAAUUCAUGCAGAACGUAUAAUUAUCAUGUCUGAUUUUUACAUUCAUAUUCGUUAAAACAAGAUGUGGAACAUGUUGUUAAGCCGGAAAAUAUUCAGACCUUUUUCAUUAGCCUUUAGAAAGUAUCAAGUGACCGUGGUUGGCGGAGCCAGCGAUAUUGGACAAACACUAUGUUUACUGCUUCGUGCGCAACCCUGCAUAACCAAGCUUGUAGUACACGACACGAGAGUACACACCAGCGGAGUUUUACUAGACUUAUCGCAUAUUCCCAGUGACUCAAAAAUCAAAGGUUACACCGACGAAGAAGCACUCGACGCUAGUUUGCAGAAUUCGGAUCUCGUAUUAGCAGUAGGCGGUGAAAUUCAAAAUCCCGGUACGAAUAAAAAGUCAUGGCUAACUACAAACACGGAAUUUAUUAAAACACUAGCGAAAAGUUUAUCUAAACUAUCACCUAGCCCGUUUUGUGGCAUUGUUACCGAACCUAUUAACCGGCUGGUCCCAAUGGCAGCAGAAAUUAUAAGACAUUAUGGAGAAUAUGAUCCUAAAAAACUUUUUGGUGUCACAACCAUAGACGCUCUCCGUGCUCGCGCGUUGUUCGCAUCCGACCACAACUUGCAUCCCCACGACUGCAUAGUGCCCGUGAUUGGAGGUCACUCAGACAAAACCACAGUGCCUCUUUUGUCGCAGAGCAAGCCGUCUAAAGAGCUGAAUGACCAAAUCAUACUGGACUUUACCACUAGACUACGCAAGUGCGAUGAAAUAGUAACCGAGGCCAAAAAGGGGUGGGCUCCUACAUUAUCGGUCGCCUUUAGCGUUUUGGUAUUCACCAGGAGUAUUCUCGACGCACUCGGCGGGAAACCCGGCAAAGUUAACGCUUUGAUAGAAAAUAAUGAUUUUGGCACAUACUUCUUAUCGGGUACAGUUAACGUCAACCAAAAAGGCGCCGGCGAGAUGGAGAGGUACUGCGAUCUGACUCAGUAUGAGUGCUACUUAUUGGAAGGUAGCCUCGAACAGUUGCGUAAAGACGUCAUGAAUGGUAAAAAGGUGCUCGAAAUGACGUGAAAUGGAAAUAUUUGUAAAAUUAAAGUCAUACUAAAAUAUUUACAUUUGAAUCAAGUUCCAAAUCCCGCUGAGUUGAUCGUCGUUUUUAAUCAUACUCAUUUUAUGGAAGUGAAUAAAACAAUAUUUGUAUCAA
This is a messenger RNA of Manduca sexta (tobacco hornworm), 1244 nucleotides long. RefSeq names its product malate dehydrogenase. The record is from RefSeq and is a predicted model, not a curated record. Gene Ontology annotation, molecular function: L-malate dehydrogenase (NAD+) activity. Bases 113 to 1111 code for a protein of 332 amino acids. Gene Ontology annotation, cellular component: cytoplasm. The transcript has a single exon. NCBI's taxonomy places the organism in Eukaryota, Metazoa, Arthropoda, Insecta, Lepidoptera, Sphingidae.